Molecule: messenger RNA, 618 nt
Organism: Penicillium daleae
Lineage: Eukaryota; Fungi; Ascomycota; Eurotiomycetes; Eurotiales; Aspergillaceae
Product: guanylate kinase
Exons: 2
Coding region: 1-618 (205 amino acids)
Biological process (GO): purine nucleotide metabolic process
Cellular component (GO): cytosol
Molecular function (GO): GMP kinase activity
Source: RefSeq, a predicted model, not a curated record
AUGACACCCAAGCCAGCCGCUGACCCUGCAGCCCCUGCAGCACCCCUCGAUCGCAGACCGAUCAUCAUAUCCGGACCCUCUGGGGUCGGCAAAGGAACGCUAGCCCAAAAGCUAAUCGACAAGUAUCCCCAGACAUUCGCACUAAGCGUAUCUCAUACUACCCGAAGCCCACGCGCUGGCGAGAUAGACGGCAAAAGCUAUCAUUUCGUCACUCCGGCUACAUUCUCCACACUGAUCUCUCAAGAUACAUUCGUGGAAUACACUACUUUCAAUGGCCAUCAAUACGGCACCAGCAAGAUCACGAUCGCCGAAAUAAUGGGCAAGGGAAUGAUUCCUGUCUUAGAUAUAGAGAUUGAUGGGGUGCAGCAGAUCCGGGAGAGAUCUAGUAUCGAUGCGCGCUAUGUUUUCAUUAAACCGCCUAAUCUAGAAGCUCUCGGUGCGCGACUACGAAGUCGUGGGACGGAGAGCGAGGAUGAUGUGUUGUCAAGGCUGGCCCGGGCUCGGGAGGAGAUUGAGUUUGCUGAAACGAGAGGGUUUUAUGAUAAGAUCAUUGUUAAUGGUGAUUUGGAGAGAGCGUUUGGAGAGCUGGAAGAAUUUUUGCUUCGAUCGUCUGAGUGA